AUGGCAGGCGAAAAGGCCGCCGUCGCCUCCGGCGCUGACGUCGGCGAGGGGCUGAGGAAGCGUCCUGUGAAUAACGGCACUCCAGUUCCCGUGGCACCUCAGCCCGCGGAUAACAAGAAACAGGCAGCUCAGAAGGCAGAAAAGAACCUGGUUGACACCUUCGUUGAUUGGGAACACAUCAUCGCUCCGCUCAUCUUCACGGCCCUCGCAUUCUUUACGCGAUUGUGGAAGAUUGGUCUGAGCGACAUUGUUACCUGGGAUGAGGCUCACUUUGGUAAAUUCGGCAGCUACUACAUCAAGCAUGAAUAUUACUUCGAUGUCCACCCCCCUCUUGGAAAGAUGCUCGUUGGAUUGUCUGGCGUUCUUGGUGGAUACAAUGGAUCUUUCGAGUUUAAAUCUGGCGACAAGUACCCCGAGGAUGUCAACUAUACCUUCAUGCGUGCCUUCAAUGCCUUGUUUGGCAUCGUCUGCAUUCCCAUGGCUUACUACACUGCCCGCGAGCUUAACCUCCGCCGACCUGCCGUCUGGCUUGUUACACUGAUGGUCCUUUGCGAGAACUCAUACACCACUAUUAGCCGGUUUAUCCUCCUCGACUCGAUGCUGCUCUGUGGUACUGUGGCUACUACCCUUUGCUGGGCCAAGUUCCACAAUCAGCGCCACAACAGUUUCGAGCCUGAGUGGUUCUUCUGGCUCUUCAUGACUGGUUUUAGCAUUGGUUGUGUCUGCAGUGUUAAGCUGGUUGGUCUAUUUGUCACGGCCCUUGUUGGUCUGUACACUAUUGAGGACUUGUGGAACAAGUUUGGCAACACCAGGAUGCCCAUUACGACCCUGGCUGCCCAUGUUGGCACUCGUGUUGUUGGAUUGAUCGUCGUUCCUUUCCUCAUCUACCUCCUCUCCUUCGCCCUUCACUUCGCCAUCCUCGAUCGCACUGGUCCCGGUGAUGCCCAAAUGAGUUCUCUUUUCCAGGCUAACCUGAAGGGCACAGAGGUUGGAAAGAACAGCCCAUUGGAAAUUGCCUACGGCUCUCGUGCUACUAUAAAAAAUAUGGGUUACGGUGGCGGUCUGCUUCACUCCCACGUUCAGACAUACCCUGAAGGCUCUCAGCAACAGCAAGUUACUUGCUACCAUCAUAAGGAUGCCAACAACGAUUGGUUCUUCUAUCCUAACCGCCGGGAGCCUGACUACGACGCCGAGUCCCCGGAUCUUCGCUUCAUUGGCGACGGUAGCAUCAUCCGUUUGAUUCACGCCCAGACCGGACGUAACCUGCACUCUCACGAUAUCGCUGCGCCAAUGUCCAAGAGCGACAAGGAAGUCUCUUCCUACGGCAACCUUACUGUUGGCGACGAAAAGGAUCACUGGAAGGUUGAGGUUAUCCGAGACGUUGCAUCCCGGGAUCGUAGCCGAAUCCGCACUCUGACCACGGCUUUCCGCCUCAAGCACGAAGUUUUGGGUUGCUAUCUGAAGGGCACCAAUAAAAACCUUCCUCAGUGGGGUUUCAAGCAGAUUGAGGUUUCCUGUACCACGGAAAACAACCCUCAGGAUGCUUACACCCACUGGAACGUUGAGGCCCACUGGAACGACAAGCUGCCUGCCGGUGACCCUGGUGUCUACAAGUCUCCUUUCUUCCACGACUUCAUUCAUCUCAACGUUGCCAUGAUGACAUCCAACAAUGCUCUGGUUCCCGACCCUGACAAGCAGGAUGACCUUGCCUCGAAGUGGUGGCAGUGGCCCAUUCUUCACGUUGGCCUUCGCAUGUGUGGCUGGGAUGACAACAUUGUCAAGUACUUCCUUCUCGGAAACCCUCUAGUCUACUGGGGUUCCACCAUCGGCAUCGGCAUUGUCGGCCUUGUUGUGGUGUGGUACAUUUUGAGAUGGCAACGCGGCUUCACCGACCUAAAUAACAAGGAAAUUGACCAAAUCCACUACUCUGGCAUUUACCCUGUUGCUGGCUGGUUCCUGCACUACUUGCCAUUCGUCAUCAUGGCUCGUGUCACCUACGUGCACCACUACUAUCCGGCUCUGUACUUUGCCAUCCUUACUUUUGGCUUUCUCGUGGAUUGGACCGUCAGAAACCGCAAUACGACUAUCCAGUGCGUCACAUAUGGUGUCUUGUAUGCUGUCAUCAUUGGUCUCUACGUCCUCUUCAUGCCUAUCUGCUGGGGAAUGGUUGGCCCCAACCAGCAGUACAGCUAUCUGAGAUGGUUCGAUAACUGGAGAAUCAGUGACUAA
Metarhizium acridum CQMa 102 is the source of this 2229-nucleotide messenger RNA. The record is from RefSeq and is a predicted model, not a curated record. Lineage: Eukaryota; Fungi; Ascomycota; Sordariomycetes; Hypocreales; Clavicipitaceae.